Messenger RNA from Salvelinus fontinalis (brook trout), 2885 nucleotides. RefSeq names its product xylulokinase homolog (H. influenzae) (gene xylb). Gene Ontology annotation, biological process: xylulose metabolic process; D-xylose metabolic process. The transcript has 19 exons. NCBI's taxonomy places the organism in Eukaryota, Metazoa, Chordata, Actinopteri, Salmoniformes, Salmonidae. Gene Ontology annotation, molecular function: D-xylulokinase activity. Gene Ontology annotation, cellular component: cytosol. Bases 78 to 1622 code for a protein of 514 amino acids. The record is from RefSeq and is a predicted model, not a curated record.
CCUUUGUGCACUGUUCAGAAACAGCGAUACUGUGUUGCACUUCCAGUUUUGGGACGUAGAACUAUGUGUUGACUGCAAUGGCUGCGUCCACCGACUCAUUUUACCUGGGGUUUGAUUUCAGCACUCAACAACUGAAGGUGGUUGCUGUUGAUGGGAACCUCCGUGUUGUCCACCAGGACAAUGUGCAGUUUGACAGUGAACUGUCAGAAUUCGGGACUCAGGGAGGGGUCCAUAUCCAUGCAGACAGUCUGACUGUCACUUCUCCUGUGCUCAUGUGGGUAAAGGCGCUUGACCUGAUCCUUGGCAAGAUGAAGAAUGCAGGAUUUGACUUCUCACGUGUGAAAGCCCUAUCUGGAAGUGGCCAGCAACAUGGCAGUGUGUAUUGGAGAAAAGGGACCAACCAAGUUCUCAGGGAUCUCCAUCCAGGAAAAGGUUUGCAUGAACUUCUGAAGGGUGGUUUUGCAGUGUCAGAUAGUCCAGUGUGGAUGGACUCCAGCACUACAGAGCAGUGUCAGUACCUGGAGACAGCAGUAGGUGGCGCUCAGAGAGUUGCAGACAUCACAGGCUCCCGGGCCUAUGAGCGUUUCACUGGAAAUCAGAUUGCCAAGAUUUACAAGGCCCAACCAGAGAAGUACGAGGACACAGAGAGAAUCUCAUUGGUCAGCAGCUUUGCUGCCUCUCUCUUCUUGGGCAGCUAUGCAGCUAUUGAUUACAGUGACGGUUCAGGGAUGAAUUUGAUGGACAUAUUCAGCAAACAGUGGGCAGACUCCUGUCUUGAGGCUACUGCUCCUCACCUGGAGGAGAGGCUGGGAGCCCCUGUGCAUUCUUCAGCUGUCUUGGGCCUCCUCUCUCCUUACCAUGUCACUCGUUAUGGCUUCCCAGAGGACUGCAAAGUGGUGGCAUUCACUGGGGAUAACCCAGGGUCCCUGGCUGGGAUGAGGUUACAGGAAGGAGACAUAGCCGUGAGUCUUGGCACUAGCGACACAGUCUUCCUGUGGAUCAAAGAGCCGAGGCCCACAGUGGAAGGACACAUCUUUUGCAACCCAGUGGACCGCACCUCCUAUAUGGCUUUGAUAUGCUAUAAGAAUGGCUCCCUGACCAGAGAGAGGAUCAGAAACAAGUGUGCUGGAGGGUCAUGGGAAGUCUUCUCCUCGGUCCUGAGGACUACACCAAUAGGGAAUGACGGGAACAUAGGGAUUUAUUUUGAUGCCAUGGAAAUCACGCCGUCUGCAGUCGGAGUUCACCGAUUUGACAAAGAAAAUACGAAGGUAGCCGGCUUCUCCGCCCAGGGGGAAAUCCGAGCCCUGGUUGAGGGACAGUUCCUGGCAAAGAGGGUCCACGCCGAAAAGCUGGGUUAUAAGAUCAUUCCAGGAACUCGAGUGCUGGCCACCGGAGGGGCUUCUUCUAACAAGGACAUUCUGCAGGUGCUAUCUGACGUGUUCGAUGCUCCCGUGUACACCAUUGACGUGGCCAACUCUGCCUGUCUAGGCUGUGGCUACAGGGCCCUGCAGGGACUUGUUGCUGAAUCAGGUGUGUCCUUCGCUGAGGCGGUGAGAAAAGCCCCAGAACCCCAGCUAGCAGUGACCCCAACUCCUGGAGCUGACAAGCCUCCAAGUGGAUGAUGUAUUGGCAGCGGUCUCAGCUGAUUUCCACCUUCUGCUGAGGAGAGAUGGAUUGGACAGCCUGGUGGGAGAGAGCCAGAUGUGUUUGUGUGUGUGUGUGUGUGUGUUUACCACAAAAACGCUGUGUAUCUCAGUCCUUCUCUGCUGUGGAAAACAUGCAAACUGCAUAUGAAGAUAUAUACAUUCAUCCUCGGUCAUUAACUGCCAUUACCAAAGAAAGGAUAUUCAAAGAAACAUCUCUUUAGUAAGCGUUUAAGUAAUACAUAUAGCCAAACAUUCUUAAAAACAACUAACUACAUUGAACUAAACAACAAUAUCCAGCAUCAAUUAUUUAAGAAUGUCACAAUUCUCUGAUUCUGAGAACUAACUAUCAGUUAAAGAAUUGGUUGUGUCUCCCUGUCAACCAUGCCCUUGGGACUUUGUAGCUGUGGUAUCUUAUCAAUAAAAGGCCGGAGGCUGAUACUGUCUCCAAAGGAGAACAAGGAACGUACUGCAUCUCCAGAGAAUGUCAUACCACCGAAAUAAUUGCAUUUAUCAUAGCAACGGAUCAUUGAUUGGCAGCCCUUUCUCCUUUUGUUCUCCUUAGCAGAUGAAUGUGGACAACAGGGUGCAUAGGAGGCCUUUAAUAAACAUCUAUAACAGGUCUUCUCAUUCCUCCUGACAAAGGAAACGUUGGCUCUGGCGAAAGAACGGACGAAUACUUAUUGACAAGCUGAAAAAGAACAGAUGACUGGCUUUUCUUUCUACUGCUGCCAUGGCAAGUCUGUCUGGUCGUCACAAACCACUUGAAAGAAGAAUGAUUACUGACUCAAUCUAAAGGAUAUGCUGAUGAUGACGUCCAAGCUAUACAGCAGAAUAUCUUCUCUUUUAUACUUCAUCCAAUACACUUUUUCACUUUCUUUUUUCCUUUUGGACCUUUUUUCAUCGUCUAAGACACCCGCAAAAUUAUAAAAUAUCAUCAGUAAAUCAGAUUUACCUGAUUAAUGAUAUUUAUGAUAUUAGAUAUAUAUUUAUUCCAUUGUGUUAGAGAAUAAAAAAAUAUCAUAAACACAAAUAUUCUUUAAGGUGACAACCAGACAGUAGGAAGAAAGGAAGUUACUUAUUCUUGUCAAUAAGUAUUCAUCAGACGGCUGAUUGAGAACCAUUUUUCUAUUGAUGUGUAUAGUUUUUGUAAUUACAUGGCUCAUCUUUAAUAAAGAGACCUUGGUGUCAGCAUGACUCCCUGUUAAGACAAAGGUUAAAUAAAAUCAACGUUGCACAUGA